AGCCCCCAGGGGUGACGCUGGAGAGAAGCAAGACAGAGAUGGAGGAUGGGAUGGAGACGCACAUCUGCCGCCUGGAUGGCUUCUACCCCAGGGAGAUCGAUGCCUCCUGGAGGAGGGACGGGGAGGUCUGGCUGGAGGAGACUUUCCAUGGGUCUCUGGCCCCCAACGCGGAUGGGACCUACCACUACUGGCUCAGCAUCCGGAUCGACCCCAAAGAGAGGGGCCGCUAUCGGUGCCACGUGGAGCACGACGGCCUGCCGGAGCCUCUGGACCUGGCCCUGGAAG
This is a messenger RNA of Pseudonaja textilis, 285 nucleotides long. The record is from RefSeq and is a predicted model, not a curated record. Lineage: Eukaryota; Metazoa; Chordata; Lepidosauria; Squamata; Elapidae.